Molecule: messenger RNA, 4522 nt
Organism: Zingiber officinale
Lineage: Eukaryota; Viridiplantae; Streptophyta; Magnoliopsida; Zingiberales; Zingiberaceae
Product: BTB/POZ domain-containing protein At1g67900-like
Exons: 7
Coding region: 2547-4367 (606 amino acids)
Source: RefSeq, a predicted model, not a curated record
ACAAUGCCCUCGUAACGCUGUUUCCCCUUCCCUUCGCCCUUCUACUCGCCGAGGAGCAUAAUCACAAGUUUGCCGGCGACGGAGAUCAUCGGACAUGAGGUUGUUUUCUGCGUUGGGACUCUUCCAAGCAGGAGGAACGGAGGCGAAGAGUGAGGUAGAUAUUCAUGAAGCAGCACAAGGGAUCGUGAUCAUGGUGCUGGAUAAGCCAUCCUCUUCCUCGAGAUCCAAUGCUACCACACUUUAGUUCAUGCCAAUGGAUGGUUCUAAAUGAGCAUAUCUGCUUUACAGCAUAAGGCACUGAGAGGUACACAUGCAGAAUCUAGAGUUCAAACCAAAGCACAUUCUGUCUAUUACUAGGUCCAAAUGUCUCUAAACAAUUAAUAGCUCAUUCAUCUAACUUUUAUAAAGUUUCUUCAUGAGCCCACAACUCAUUAGGUGGAACUAAAUUAGGUUGAAACUUUCUCAACUGAAGAAGCAAGAAGAACACAAGUUCUGGAGGAACCACCAGAGUCUGCUCAAUUUUACUAGUAGACACAUAAAUGUCUAUAUUGCUAGCUACAAGUGUUGAAUGCUGGUUUGUGAAGAUUUAGCACGAUAUCAUUGUACCGUCAACAUUCUUCUUGUUUAGGCCUGCCUAUUUGUGAUUUGGACUGCUACAAAUGAUGCUACUUUUUGGUCAAAAGCUUCAUCAGUUUUAAACUUGUUGCAGCAUUGGGAGUACCUGCUGAUGGAACUUUCGUCCCAUCAAGUGAAAACAACAUCAUUACUCUGCCAUUUUGAAAAACUCUUUUGAAUUUCUUUCUUUCUCUUUUGUAAUUUCUGUUAAAAGGCUUCUCUAGCUCAGGUGCUGCUAAGAAGGCAAAAAUAUAGAGAUGUUUUCGGAAGUGAUCCACUGACGGAUAAUAAGCUGUGGAUUAGGAGUCCGAGACUGCUAAAUCACGUUAAACCAGUAUACUCUACUUUUCGUUUUGUUUUGUUUAUUGUGUUUUUUUUUAAUUUCUGCCGAAUUAUUUUUCUAUAGAACACUAACAUUGCAGUUCAAUACGUCAACUCUCUCGUCAGCUGUGCAUCAACUCUUUUACAAGUUCUCUUCAUGGUCAUGAUCAUUAUUGGCUGCUGGAGUGCUUGUUUUUGUUCUUUAUCAUUUCUGUUCCAUCUGCUUGGUUUAGAUUAGUUUGGAAGUGUUGCGUUUCACUUUAGUUUUUCUUAAGGUCUCCUGCUUAGUAGCUGUUGUAGGCGCUAUUGUAACUACUGUAGUAUUUUUGGCUUGUCUGGGGUGUUCUACUACCUGGGUUAGCCAAGCAAUCUGCGUUGCCUCUUUCUAUUAGUACAGACCCAAGUUAACUGUGGUUCACUUUAAUUUGUUUAGUUUGAAAACAAUACAAUAAUAAUAAUGGCAGCCGAAGGAGGUGUGCGUGAAUCAGACUUCUUUUUCUACCAACUGAAUCAUCAGGAAAAGUCUUGUCGGAAUUCUUGAAGACAAAUUAGUCCUGCGGGCAGGCAUGUGUGAAAACCAUGAAUUAUUCCAGUUUAUUAUUGUUUCUAAGUUCAGUCAUGAAAUUCAUACAUGUGAAUUGAAUCCACCUUGCGUGUUCAUAAUUCCCUCUUAUCAUCAUUCACGAAUGACAUUUUUUUUUCUCUUGAAAUGACAGGUAAUGACCUCAGUGCUGGAAAUGAACUCAUCAACCUUUGUCUUCAGCUUCCAGCUCCUUGAGGCUUGCAUGCAUCUCCAUCAACCUCUUGCUUCAGACCAGCGCACGCUUAGAUUGCUAAUUGUAACAUAAGUUUCCAAUGUGACACGGUACAUGAAGACAAACCUUCAUCAUCCUCCAUCCCCAUGAAGCUAAGUUACACGAGUUUGAGACAUAAGCACUAGUUCUGAUAUAAUCUCAUAAGCCAACACACACGAGAGAAGAUAUCCUUUUAAAAUAUUGCCACAAGAACAGAUGAGGUACGAAGGUACCGUGCCUGCAUAGAGAAAGGUUCAUUGAACGAGUAUUUAUUUUAUUUUAAUCUCUUUGCUGGCAAAUAUGGGAUAUGGGGUCUGCUAUUGUUCCUCUUCAAGUUGGUAGAAGGUGACGGUAUUCGUCCCAGCGCCCCCGUCAAUUUAUUUUAGGAUCAAUAUAUAGGACAUAAAUUAUAGAUGACUAUUAGUUCUUGGAACAAUGACUGACAUAUGAGGAAGAUAUUUAUCUCAGCUAUGUCAAGAUUCAAACUCCAAAUUUUAAAUUAACAAUAGUUCAUGCGCUAGUCACUGGACCGUCCCGUCAUUGUUGGUCUUCCGUUAACAGUAUCUGAGUUCUUUCUAAAUCGAAAGGACAGGAUCAGUUCAUCUUUAGUGAGGUCUCUUCUUGAGAGGGCCAGUUAUGACAAACAUAGUUUGAGGAUGAUGUAUAAUAUAUAUACAACCUUCUUGAGCAUCCAAAACCAAUUGAAUUACUUAUUCCUUCCAAUAAAAUCAUCCAGACCCCAGCCAAUACCUCAGCAUUCCAUUCUUUUCUAGGUUCCUUGAAUUCUGUCUCAGGUGAUGCACUAAGCUUCCAAAAAUGAGGUUCAUGAAGCUUGGAGCCAGACCUGAUACUUUUUUCACCGCAGAAGCUAUCAGGUCUGUUUCUUCAGAGGUCUCCACUGACCUCCAAAUCCAGGUGCAGAAAAACUUGUAUCACCUGCACCAGUUCCCCCUGCUGUCAAAAUGCCUUCGCCUGCAAAAGCUCUACUCCGAGCUCAAGGACGCGGCCGAUCCGGUCGUCAUACACCUCCCGGACUUCCCCAGUGGCGCCGAGGCCUUCGAGCUCUGCGCCAAGUUCUGCUACGGCAUCACCAUCACCCUCAGCCCCCUUAACCUUGUGCCUGUCUGGUGCGCUGCGCACUACCUCUGCAUGAGCGACGCAGCCGACCGCAGCAACCUACUUGGCAAACUCGACGUCUUCUUCAACUCCAUCCUCCGGCGGUGGAAGGACACGUUGGUCACGCUGCAGAGCACGCGGAGGCACGCAUCCUUGUGCGAGGAGGUCGGCAUCACCAGUCGCUGCGUCGACUCCAUCGCCUCCACCAUCAUUGCCAAUUCUACUCUCCCCAGCACGUCGAGGAACCUGUGGGCAGACGACCUCAGCGAACUCGGCGUCGACCACUACUGGCGGAUCAUGGUUGCCGUGAAAUCUGCCAGUAUUGUCUCCGGCAAGCUUGUCGGCGAGGCAUUGCAGGUCUAUGCCGGCAGGUGGCUGCCAAUGAUGGCACCGAGCGACGACCAUGAGACCACCAUAAGGCCUACGCUGCUGAUGGAGAAGAUAGUGAGCUUGCUGCCUUCCGACAAAGGCUCUAUUUCGUGCGGUUUCCUUCUCCAGCUUCUCAAAGCCGCCAACUUUCUCCAUGCUUCUGCUUCAUUGAAGACGGAAUUGGCCAGACGAAUUGGAUUACAAUUGGAGGAAGCAUCAGUUGACGAUCUCUUGAUUCCACCUGCAUCAGAUUCCGGCAACACAUUAUAUGACGUGGAUCUGGUGAUGAUCAUGUUGGAGGAGUUUCUGCUUCAGUGGCAGAGCCCUGCAACUAGUCCACUGAGGGAGAAGCUUUGGUGCGAGAGGAGGAGGUCUCGGUCAACUGAGAACGUGGAGUUCGAGCUGCAGGAGAACAGCCGGCGGUCAUCCUCGGCUUCCCAUAGCUCCAAGCUGCGAGUGGCCAAGCUCAUUGAUGGCUAUCUCCAAGAAAUUGCCAGGGACAAGAACUUAACCAUGGAGAAGCUAAUUGCUGCUGCUGAAGCUGUCCCAGAAUUUGCCAGGAUCAACCAUGAUGAUCUUUACGGAGUCAUCGACAUCUAUCUCAGGUCACACCCAGAGCUUGACAAGACUUCAAGGAAGCAAUUGUGUAGAAUAUUGGAUUGCAAGAAGCUGUCAGUGGAGGCCUGCAUGCAUGCAGCACAGAAUGAGCUACUUCCUCUCAGGGUAGUUGUGCAGGUACUGUUCUUCGAGCAAUCGAGAGCUGCCAUGUCAGGCUGCCAGGUGACUGAGUUACCCAGCAACAUCCAGGCACUGCUGGCCAAGACCGGCACAAGAGAUGAAGACAGGGAGUUACUGAAGCUUCACCACAUUGGCACUGCUACUCCCCGCAUUGGCACUGCUAUUCCCUUGGAAGAUGGUUGGAAUGUCUCAAGAUUGAAAUGCCCUGCCGCCAAGCUCCAAACCCUCAAGAUGAAGCUUUCUGAGGACGAUAAUGACAUCGACGACGACCUAAUUCCCCGCGAAGCUCUAUUGAGAACCACUUCUUUGCGGCUCAAGGCCUUUUGCUCACUUCCUAAGAAGCCCAAGAAGAUCAUCAGCAAAUUGUUGGCUAUGAACAGAAGUUCAAAUGAGAAGCAUCGAUUAAUCUCGUAAGAAGUUUUCUUUGCAAAGGCAGAGGUGCUUCCAGUCUGUUUAUCACAAUCCAAAUGAUAAUAUGUAGAUUAAUUAAUUGUGAAAUAGUUGAAUAAAAGAUAAGAUUAGCCACCAUUAAAUGGAAUUCGCUUUUACUGAAAUCAUUCCCAUCAUAA